AUGGAUCUCUUCAGGUUUCCCUUCGACCUCCAAAAAUGCAGUAUAACACUUCAGUCUCCAACGCAUACAAAGGACUCCAGGGACGCCUUUGAUGCCCAGGGAGAGUGGGAGCUCCUCGACAUAAAUAUCUCUAGAGCUGAAACCAUCAAUGCGUGGUAUAAAUAUGACAUGGAUCAGCUGAUAUAUCAGAUCACAAUUAAAAGGAGACCUCUACUGUAUUUCACCAACAUUAUCCUACCAGUAUGUUUCUUCCUUGUGCUGGAUGUGGCCUCCUUCUUCAUUGACUCAAGUGGAUCAGACAAGCUGAGCUUUAAAGUGACUUUACUGCUGUCUAUUUCUGUGUUUCUGCUGAUUCUUAGUGACACACUGCCCUCUACAGCUGAUAAAAUCCCUCUGAUUGGGGUUUACUGCAGUGGGAUUUUCUGUCUAAUUGGCAUGAGCAUUUUGGAGACCAUCAUUGUGAAUUAUCUGAUGGCAAAAGGAUCUGAGAGCAGAUCAGCAGUGGAAAAUACGGAUGCUGCUACUGGAUGCGAUGAUGGUGUGAGAGACCUGCAGAGCCCUCCAGACUCAGUUAUAGAUCAGAACGAGAUGCAGAGAUGUUUCUGCUGGACCAGAGUGGCAAGAAUCACAGAUGUGACCUUCUUGGUUCUUUACAUUAUCACCAUUAUUGUGUUUCUGUCUGUGCUUGGGAAGCUUUGGGUUGUAGAAUCGUAUUAA
Molecule: messenger RNA, 717 nt
Organism: Pimephales promelas (fathead minnow)
Lineage: Eukaryota; Metazoa; Chordata; Actinopteri; Cypriniformes; Leuciscidae
Source: RefSeq, a predicted model, not a curated record